UUAAUCACCUUAAAAUUUUACAGCUACGUUGAGUUUCUCAAGAGAAUGGCACAAAUAUAAAACGAGAGUUACUCUGAAAAACUAAAUCAAAUUGCGAAGCUCAAAACUCACUCACUCCCAAGGUCCAUUCAAUUCCAACACCAAUGCGUCACUACGCGUAUUCCUGGCUCUUCAUCGGGAUUUGCGCCACCGCCUGGAUGCUCGCUUCGUCGCCGCCAACGGUGGAGGCAGGAGGAGUGGGAAUGGAGAUGGUGUGGAAGCCGUCCGUGGAAGAGGAGUCGGAAUUUGAGAUGGACAGCGAGAUCAAUCGGCGCAUUUUAGCGAGCAGCAGGUACAUAAGCUACGGAGCGAUGCAGAGAGACACUGUGCCGUGUUCUCGCACCGGAGCCUCCUACUACAAUUGCCAGCCUCGCGCGGAGGCCAACCCUUACCAGCGAGGCUGCAGCGCCAUUACCAGAUGGUGGAGCGUCCCUUGAGCAAAUGCUGGAAGAAGAAAAUUUGGAUGAAGCCAAUCUGGUGGAAGUUGAUGUGAAGGUCGAGCCUUAGAGCGCUCGUUAGAGUAGAUCUGUGAACGUUAGUGUAGUUUAAACGUUCGACCAUGUAUUUUGUAAGGUCGUUCGUCUUAAGCUUCUAAGUUUGUUUUGUCGUUCGUUGUUUUAUACAUUUAAGAACGUCGUUCAGAUUCUCAUGG
Vigna angularis (adzuki bean) is the source of this 691-nucleotide messenger RNA. Its product is annotated as rapid alkalinization factor. The transcript has 2 exons. Lineage: Eukaryota; Viridiplantae; Streptophyta; Magnoliopsida; Fabales; Fabaceae. Bases 144 to 476 code for a protein of 110 amino acids. The record is from RefSeq and is a predicted model, not a curated record.